Oldenlandia corymbosa var. corymbosa is the source of this 1203-nucleotide messenger RNA. The record is from the annotation of a GenBank genome assembly. NCBI's taxonomy places the organism in Eukaryota, Viridiplantae, Streptophyta, Magnoliopsida, Gentianales, Rubiaceae.
AUGGCGAUGUACUUACCGUUUGGAAAACGUUUUUUACCGACGGACGAAGAGCUGCUCAACCACUUUCUCCGGAACAAGGUGGCCAAUAAAAACUUGCCGGCGAUGAGCGAGAUGAUGAUCGAGAGGGAUAUUUACGGGAAAAACGCGACGCCGUGGGAGCUGUUCCGGGAUGAUGAUCCUUCUCUUCCGUGGCAGCAAGUAGUUGAUAGCUUGGGGAAGCUUAACGAACAAGAAUACGUUUUGUAUGUGUUCACCAAGUUGACUAGCGUUGGAAAAGUUGGGAAGAAGCACAAGAACCGGGUCGCCGGCUGCGGGUCGUGGCACCAAAACUUGCCCAAUGAGGUGACGGAUCAAGAUGGCAACAAGAUUGGUAACAAGAAGAUUUUCAAGUUCAAGCAUAGGCAAGAAGGGAUUCCGACUAAAUGGAUCAUGUAUGAGUAUUCACUUUUAGGUCACGAAGAAUACGUUCUUUGUAAGAUCAAGAGGAUCGGUGACCAUCCAUCAAAGAAUAAUAUGCAUGUUCCAUCCCUAAGUGAUGAGGCAAUUAUGUUGAAUACUGAUGAUCAGCACAUGGCGGUGGAUGUUCAAAGAUCGGGAAAGAAGUCAAAACUGUCAAAUAUUACUACCGAAAUUACCGCGACGAGGUCUCAAAUAUCCGGCACGGGCGAUCAAGGCUUGAAUAAUGGAUAUGGUGGUUUUGUUGGGAAUAACGUUGUUGGAGUACUAGACCAGAACAUACAGACUGGAGAUUCUAUGUAUCCAGGAUGCGUAGUACCUCAAUUACAUGAGAAUCUGGUCCCUCAGAACCAGCCCAACAUUGGUGCUUUGGAGGGAAUGGGUUAUGAUGAGUUUGGUCAUUACCUUACGGAGAAUUUCGAUUUUUCGACGUCGCCUGAUGGAGGAGAGGAUGAUCAAGUUCAACACCACAUUCCAAUUGGAAGCGAAUCUACAAACGUGGAAUAUUCAAGUUGCUCUGGUGCUUCGACAAGUUACAACAUUAAUGGAGAUUAUUAUGGGGAUGGUUUUCAUCAUCGUGAGAAUUCUGCUAUCGGGUCGGGUCAGGACACACAUCCCAUGGCUGUAGAUGACCAUGUUCUUCCUGGUACCAGUAACGCUGAUGCAUCUUCCCCGGUUUCAGAAUUGUUGGGUACUGAGGAUUGGUUCGAUGUUGAUGAAAUGAUGAGACUUUUGGCUUCUCCAUGA